Messenger RNA from Sungouiella intermedia, 468 nucleotides. The record is from the annotation of a GenBank genome assembly. Lineage: Eukaryota; Fungi; Ascomycota; Pichiomycetes; Serinales; Metschnikowiaceae.
AUGAUAACUGCCAUCAUUAUCUUCCUAGUGAUCGCCUAUUUCGUUAAAUCCAUCGUUUCCGAUAUAAGAUCGAGUCCUUUACCAGCUCACAGUGUCGAGCCUCCAGUUCAGACAAGAUUUGUACCAGCAACAUUAGCCAAAUUUAAUGGCCGGUCCGACCCUAAAGUGUACAUUGGUGUCAAGGGAGUUGUGUACGACGUUUCUUCUGGAAAGUCAUUCUAUGGUCCAGGAGGACCAUACGAGAACUUUGCAGGAAGAGAUGCUUCGCGUGGAUUGGCUCUCAAUUCAUUCGAUCCUGAAGUGCUCACACCUAUUGACCAGCCCUUGGACACAUUGACCAGCUUGAGUGGAGAAGAGAAAGAAUCCUUGGAUAACUGGGAGAGUCACUUCGAUGGCAAGUACAAGGUUGUGGGAACAUUGCACAACCCCGAGGACUUGGCCAAAUUGGAGGCCAACGAAAAGCAGUAG